CUCUGCCCCCCGCCAGUCGCCGCCAUGGAGCUCUCGGAGGUGCGGUGCCUGAGCGACAGCGAUGAACUUUACACCAUCAAUAGGACCCCCCCCGGCAGCAGCCGACCCCAACGCCUGCUGUGGCAGACGGCCGUUCGCCACAUCACCGAGCAGCGCUUCAUCCAGGAGCACAGCAGCAGCAGCGGUGGCAGCAGCAGCGUCGGGGGCAAGGGCUUCAGCUCGGAGGAGACCUGCUGCCCCAACCACCACCCGCACCACCACCACCACCACCACCUCCGGAGACAGUCAGCCGGCCGGAGUUUGGGCAGCGAGCGUCACAACAACGGAGGCACCAAAGUCUUCCCGGAGCGCACGAGCAGCAAUGGGGACCUGGGCUUUCUGCCCCUGGACUGUGCCCCCAGCAACUCUGACUUCUUCCUCAACUGGGGCUACACCUACCGCGGGGUGAUCUUCCCCACACUCCGCAACUCCUUCAAGUCCCGGGACCUGGAGCGCCUUUACCAGCGCUACUUCUUGGGCCAGCGGCGCAAAUCCGAGGUGGUCAUGAACAUCCUGGACGUGCUGACCAAGCUGACCCUGCUGUUCCUCCACCUGACCCUGGCCUCCGCUCCCAUGGACCCCAUUAAGGGCAUUCUCUUGGGCUUCUUCACUGGCAUUGAGGUGGUGAUCUGUGCCUUAGUGGUGGUCAGGAAGGACACAACCUCGUACACCUACCUGCAGUACAGCGGUGUGGUCACCUGGGUGGCCAUGGCCACACAGAUCCUGGCGGCUGGCCUGGGCUGUGGCCUCCUUGGGGAUGGCAUUGGCUAUGUGCUCUUCACACUUUUUGCAACCUACAGCAUGCUCCCGCUGCCGCUCACCUGGGCCAUCCUGGCUGGGCUUGUCACCUCUGUCCUGCAGCUCGUCAUGCAGCUGGUUAUCCCUAGAUUGGCUGUGACUUCCCUCAACCAGAUAGCGGCUCAGGCAGUGUUAUUUAUGUGUAUGAACACCGCAGGAAUCUUCAUUAGCUACCUAUCAGACAGAGCACAACGUCAAGCCUUCCUGGAGACUAGAAGAUGUGUGGAAGCCAGACUGAGGCUAGAGACAGAAAACCAGCGACAGGAACGGCUGGUGCUCUCUGUCUUGCCACGGUUUGUAGUUCUGGAAAUGAUAAAUGAUAUGACCAAUGUAGAAGAUGAACAUUUACAACACCAGUUUCAUAAGAUCUAUAUUCAUCGCUAUGAGAAUGUCAGCAUUCUUUUUGCAGAUGUUAAAGGAUUCACCAACCUCUCCACAACUCUGUCAGCCCAGGAACUGGUCCGAAUGCUGAACGAACUCUUUGCCAGAUUUGACCGACUAGCACAUGAACAUCACUGUCUUAGAAUAAAGAUCCUGGGAGAUUGUUACUACUGCGUGUCUGGGCUCCCAGAACCUCGCCAGGAUCAUGCACACUGCUGCGUUGAAAUGGGGCUCAGUAUGAUUAAAACUAUCAGAUAUGUUAGGUCAAGAACAAAGCAUGACAUUGACAUGAGAAUAGGGAUACAUUCAGGAUCAGUUCUGUGUGGAGUGCUGGGCCUGCGAAAGUGGCAGUUUGAUGUCUGGUCAUGGGAUGUGGAUAUUGCAAACAAACUCGAGUCUGGUGGAAUUCCUGGGAGAAUCCACAUCUCAAAAGCCACUCUGGACUGCCUUAAUGGGGAUUAUAAAGUUGAAGAAGGGCAUGGCAAAGAACGCAAUGAAUUCUUGAGGAAACAUAACAUAGAGACUUAUUUAAUUAAACAACCUGAGGAGAGUCUGUUGACUUUGCCUGAAGAUAUUGUGAAAGAGGCUGUCAGCUCCUCCGACAGGAGAAACAGUGGAGCAACAUUUACUGAAGGAUCAUGGAGCCCUGAACUUCCAUUCGAUAACAUUGUGGGAAAACAGAACACUCUGGCUGCCCUAACAAGAAAUUCAAUAAAUCUGCUUCCAAACCAUCUUGCACAAGCUUUGCAUGUCCAGUCUGGGCCUGAGGAAAUUAACAAGCGAAUAGAGCACACCAUCGACUUACGGAGUGGCGAUAAAUUGAGAAGAGAGCAUAUCAAGCCUUUUUCACUGAUGUUUAAAGACUCCAGCCUGGAGCAUAAGUAUUCUCAAAUGCGGGAUGAAGUAUUCAAAUCAAACUUGGUAUGCGCAUUUAUUGUUCUCGUAUUCAUCACUGCUAUCCAAAGCUUACUUCCUUCUUCCAGGGUGAUACCAAUGGUCAUUCAAUUUUCUAUUCUGAUUAUGUUGCACUCCGCUCUUGUGCUAAUCACCACAGCAGAGGAUUACAAAUGUUUACCCUUAAUGCUCCGGAAAACUUGCUGCUGGAUUAAUGAGACCUACUUGGCCAGGAAUGUCAUUAUAUUUGCAUCUAUUCUGAUUAAUUUUCUUGGAGCCAUCAUAAAUAUUCUAUGGUGUGAUUUUGACAAACCAGUACCUCUGAAGAACCAGACGUUCAAUUCAUCUGCAUCUUUUUCAGACAUCUGUUCCUAUCCUGAGUAUUUUGUCUUCACUGGUGUGCUGGCAAUGGUGACCUGUGCAGUCUUUCUUCGUCUCAACUCUGUCCUGAAGCUGGCAGUACUUCUCAUAAUGAUUGCAAUCUAUGCUCUGCUGACUGAGACCAUUUAUGCUACACUUUUCCUGCAAUACGACCACUUCAACCACAAUGGAGAAACAGACUUCCUGGGUACAAAGGAGGCAUCUUUACUACUGAUGGCAAUGUUCCUUUUAGCCGUAUUUUAUCACGGUCAACAGCUUGAAUACACAGCAAGGCUAGAUUUUCUGUGGCGUGUUCAAGCAAAAGAAGAAAUCAAUGAAAUGAAGGAGUUAAGGGAGCACAAUGAAAAUAUGCUGCGGAAUAUUUUACCCAGUCAUGUUGCACGUCACUUCCUGGAGAAGGAUCGGGAUAAUGAAGAAUUAUAUUCACAGUCUUAUGAUGCUGUUGGUGUGAUGUUUGCUUCUAUUCCUGGAUUUGCUGACUUCUAUUCCCAGACAGAGAUGAAUAACCAAGGAGUAGAAUGUUUACGCUUGCUGAAUGAAAUCAUUGCAGACUUUGAUGAGUUACUAGGUGAAGAGAGAUUCCAGGAUAUUGAAAAAAUUAAAACAAUCGGUAGCACAUACAUGGCUGUGUCUGGAUUAUCACCUGAAAAACAGCAAUGUGAAGACAAAUGGGGGCAUUUGUGUGCUCUAGCUGACUUCUCCAUAGCAUUGAAUGAAAGCAUACAGGAGAUCAACAAGCAUUCCUUUAACAACUUUGAGCUCCGUAUUGAACAUAAGAAUGUCGUUUCUUCACUGCAUAGCACUGAUAGGGUUGCCUUCAAGAAGUGCAGAGUCAGAAAGAUUUUUCCUACUGCUUAAGAAAUUGCAGGAACUUUGACAAUAGUGUGCAGAAUACAGGUGAUACGUAAGUACUGCAAUUCCACUGUGAUGGACAACCUGUAAAAUCACUCUGAGGAUAUAACGUUUCAUGUUUUUAUCUUUUCUGGACUUUUUUCUUUCUUUUUAUAUAUACCUUUUCCUUAAACUUAACGAUAAGUGUAUCUGACCGAGGUUUCAGCUGGUUCUGAAGUGCAAAUAUGGUUUUCAGUUAUUCUUGCUUAGCUGGCUACAUCUUCCCUUCUUUUAUUUUAAACACUUAUUUCUUUUUAAUAGGGAUUAGUCAUGGCUCUGUUGUAGCAGGAGUUAUCGGUGCCAAGAAACCACAGUAUGAUAUCUGGGGCAAAACAGUUAAUUUAGCAAGUCGAAUGGACAGCACAGGAGUUAGUGACAGAAUACAAGUGCCUGAAG
Numida meleagris (helmeted guineafowl) is the source of this 3780-nucleotide messenger RNA. RefSeq names its product adenylate cyclase 8 (gene ADCY8). The coding region runs from base 25 to 3351 and encodes 1108 amino acids. The transcript is spliced from 18 exons. Gene Ontology annotation, molecular function: adenylate cyclase activity. The record is from RefSeq and is a predicted model, not a curated record. Gene Ontology annotation, biological process: cAMP biosynthetic process; adenylate cyclase-activating G protein-coupled receptor signaling pathway; intracellular signal transduction. Lineage: Eukaryota; Metazoa; Chordata; Aves; Galliformes; Numididae. Gene Ontology annotation, cellular component: plasma membrane.